This is a messenger RNA of Sesamum indicum (sesame), 1326 nucleotides long. It is a transcript of the gene SAG18, whose product is annotated as senescence associated gene 18. Lineage: Eukaryota; Viridiplantae; Streptophyta; Magnoliopsida; Lamiales; Pedaliaceae. Gene Ontology annotation, cellular component: membrane. The record is from RefSeq and is a predicted model, not a curated record. Gene Ontology annotation, biological process: ceramide metabolic process. Gene Ontology annotation, molecular function: hydrolase activity, acting on carbon-nitrogen (but not peptide) bonds, in linear amides.
AUUUUGGGCUGCGUUUUUCUCUUUUUCCUACUUUGACGAGAGCGACUUCAAACAUCAGCCUUUAUCGCUUCAGUCACGAGUUUCAUGACGUGUCAUCCGCGACUUUAAGUCAUGAAAUCGUGUUGAGAACGCGAGUAUCUUCUCCUCUUCCCGAUUUGGAAAAGGGAAGACGAAAGAUAAAAAUCUGGGUACCAAUUUGCAGCGAUCGGCUUUUUGAUCUUCCCGAUCUUUGCGCGCAGUUUCCCGCCGCCAGUUCUCUUCACUACCUUCAGAGCUCAGAGGAGAUGAGGAAGCGUACGGUGUUGGCAUGGGGCGUUGCUAUCGUAUGCUUCGUAGUACUGAUGUUAGUCACUCCAGCAAUUCCUCAGUCUCAGGAAUACCACGAUUUUGCCGAUCAACGUGAAUUCUUUGGAAUACCAAACACAUUGAAUGUGAUUUCCAACUUCCCAUUCUUCAUUGUUGGUCUAAUAGGCCUUGUACUUUGCUACUACAAGAACUACUUUAAGCUAAGCUUGCAGGGUGAGCUUUGCGGUUGGACAUUUUUCUUCAUUGGUGUUGCAGCAGUUGCUUUUGGUUCCUCUUACUAUCAUCUUAAACCUAAUGAUGCUCGUCUUGUCUGGGACCGCUUGCCGAUGACAGUGGCAUUUACCUCAAUCAUCGCGAUCUUUAUUAUUGAGAGGGUAGAUGAGCGUAAAGGAACCUUGUCCAUUAUUCCCCUUCUCUUGGCAGGUGCAGUCAGUAUUUUAUAUUGGAGGUUUUUCGAUGACCUUCGUCCUUAUGCUUUGGUUCAGUUCGUUCCAUGUAUAGCAAUCCCCGUAAUGGCUAUACUAUUGCCUCCUAUGUACACACAUUCUACAUAUUGGCUGUGGGCAGCAGGGUUCUAUCUCCUAGCUAAGAUUGAAGAAGCAGCUGACAAACCUAUUUAUAGUUUGACUUAUCAUAUUGUGAGUGGGCACACGCUCAAGCAUUUAUGCGCUGCUAUGGUCCCCGUCUUCUUAACACUUAUGCUUGCAAAGAGGGAGGUUGCAGAAGAAAGGCUCAGUUUACUACAGAUGUGGAGAAUAUCAUGGAGCAAGGUCAAAGAAAAUGGCACGAAUAUAGAAAAUAUAUCAUGUACAUAUUCUGUUGUUCCCGUGGAGGAGGAAUCAAGAUAAUAUGUAAUACCUUGCUCUUUCUGUAGAGGAUAACAUGUAGAAGCAGCCACAACACUUCGAGUAGUAUUGUACAGAUCAACUUCUAUACUGGUCGUAAGGUAAAUGUAUCAAAUACUCUGAUGAAUAAACACUGCCUUGACAUGGAAUUGUGAACGUGAGUUUUUUUGAUCAA